This is a messenger RNA of Salvelinus sp. IW2-2015, 2620 nucleotides long. RefSeq names its product tripartite motif-containing protein 44. NCBI's taxonomy places the organism in Eukaryota, Metazoa, Chordata, Actinopteri, Salmoniformes, Salmonidae. Gene Ontology annotation, biological process: regulation of gene expression; protein stabilization; protein ubiquitination. Gene Ontology annotation, molecular function: zinc ion binding; ubiquitin protein ligase activity. The record is from RefSeq and is a predicted model, not a curated record. Gene Ontology annotation, cellular component: cytoplasm.
GAAAAAAAUACCCAGCAGCUGAGGAAAACAAGGAAGUGAAUACAGCCAGGGCCUGAGCCUCAAYUGUGAAGUGAAAGGUAGCAAGUUAGAGCACAGAGAGCAGGGCAGCUGUGCUAAGGAAGUGCUAGCUAGCUAACGUCAUCACUGGCUGUGCUCUCCGCAGYAGAGAGAGAAACAAAGAGUGACAGAAAGCGAACAAAACUGCAGAGCCUGCCUCACAGAUAUACCAGUGAGUACACAUUGGGAACCGAGCUUCACACGGGGUGUCCUUCACUUACCCCCCUACUCACCCUACUCAGACCCACUACAAUGACAGACCAAGGGGAACMCUGGAGAGGAAGUGGAGGACCUGAUGAGGACGAGCUACCGCAGAUGGAUGGGUCAUGUGAUGCGUGUGAGCCUGACGAGGCCCAGCCGGCGACCCAGGUGUGUCACACCUGCAGCUUCGCCUUCUGCCCUGCCCACGCCGAGAAACACGCMUGCAGCACACGACACCAGCUAAUGCCCUACGGCCAGGAAGUGUUGCAGCCCCAGUCCCAGUCCCAACGGCUGGGCAGGGACAGACACACAAGGGAGGGGGCAGGGGAGGAAAGGGUACAGGGAAUGAGGCCUGCGACAGAGCCAGGGGUGGUGGAAAAUGCGGCAUGCGGUGUGGCUGGGAUACAAGAGAACGGUGUGUGUGGAGGAGAGAGAGACCAGGGGAAGGGGAAGGUUGAUGAUGAAGAUGGCGAUGAAGAGGCAGAGGCGGCUCUAGAGGGGGUUAGUAAGAGGGACACAGUGACAGUGGAGAGGCUGCGCUGUAAGGAGCACGGCCAGGAGGGCACUCUCUAUUGCAAGGCUGACGAGAAGGUCAUCUGUGUGGUGUGUGCCGUGCAGGGGGAGCACCGUGAACAUGAGAUCAUCACCCUGCGCGAGGCCUACGUCUGGCAGAAGAGCAGGGAGGGUUACGACCUGCUGGGCUGCACACAGAACAUGGCUGACCACAUCAAGACCAAGUGGACCAACCCUGAGAUGUCUACAGAGCAGUUGGAGGCGUAUGUCAACAGUCAGUUUGAUGACCUCUAUCGGCUGGUUCGUCUGGAGGAGAAGAGGACCCUCCACCUGGUUGACCUGAAGGAAGCCUUCCUGACUGCCGCCGCCGCUGAGAAUAUCGCUGAGAUCACCAUCCACACCAGGCGGCUCCAGGAGGAGAUGGCCUGCAUCACACAGCAGCUGGGCCAGMUGGACCAGGCCGGGGCACAGCCUGGGGCCGCAAUAGCACCCCUAGUCCAGGGAGGAGCACCUAGCCCUUGCCCCAGACCAGCGCAGCGCAACAUUGAGGCCAGGCCAAGACUCCCUGAGCCGAGACGAGACCCCAGGGACUACGGAGAGGGCAGAUCCGGAUCCUCAAUGGGACACGCCCCCUGACAAAUCACCUCCCACUCCUCUCUCUCCUCCUACCUCUGUCCAGGAGACCAACACUAGAGAGAGUCUCCUUUCCUCUUCAUGUCUGCUGACGUUGGAGUGACCUUGAAGAAGGCUGCUGGUGGUGUAACAAAAUGGAUCUUAUUGCUUUCAGAACUUUUAAAACUACAAUAACUAUUUUAAUUGAGGAGCAUGACAUCCAUGCAAUCAAUUUCCGUCAGGCUCAGUUUUCACACCCAAUCAGAUCCUUGGCUGGUGAGCUUGGCUUAGAGAGGACUGUGGGUAGGAAWGCGUAGUGGCUGAGUGCCUGCUAAAACCCAGCUGAGGUCAGGAAUAGAACAUGAAAUCYUGAAUGUGACACGCUGUGCUUUACUUUAAUUUMUUUUGUAUAUUAUGUUUUGACAAGCAGUCUUGAAAAUAGAAAAGUUGACUGGUGACAGGACUUAGAUCAGAGGAGGAAUAUAGAAUGUACAGUACAAGGUGGGUGUUCCUGUUUUAUACUCUAAAGGGAUAUGUAUUACAGGUGUCUCAAAAAUCUUCCUUGACGUAUAAACACAACCUAGCACUCACCUCUCAUCUCCUCUCCUCUUCUUAUUCUACCUCUCCUUCAAAUUCUCCCCACACCCUCCUCUUGUGUGUGUGUUUGUCAGAUCCAUCAUCAGAUGAAGCAUUGACACAUUAUUAAUUUGUGAGAGCUGCGGAGUACAUGCUAGGUGAAAAUCAAAGUGUAUUUUGCCUGUAUGUAAUAGUCCUCUGUGCAGUGUCAGCAUUCUCUAAUACCACGCCUCAUUACCCCGAGACAAUCUGCACAGACAGUACAGUCCUGACUCCUGAUGACUAACUUCACGCAGUACUAUGUCAUACUCCAUCAUGUCUUUCAAUAUUCACAUACAGAGGGUGUGUGUGUGUGUGUGUGUUUUGUUUGUGAUAUGAUCUAGAGACGUCUUAAUGUUAAAGGAGAAGGUGACCGUUGACCUAAUCAAUAUGACUUGAGUUGUGAACAGGACUCAGCCCUACCCAAUGGAUCAUGUUAUUUUGUAGCAGUCAUAUAAUGAUUUCUAGAAAGAGAUGCAUUGAUUGUUUCUAUUCAGCAAUAAUGGUAAGAGUAAAGAGGGUGAAAGGAAAAUAUUCAAGACAAUAAUGUUUGACAAUGUUUUAAUUUUUGUUGUUGCCUUAAAUUAAUUAAUAAAUUAAAUUACAGAUAAUGGUUUCAGAA